CCAUGUUAGUCGUGGCCAGCACCGGGGCCGGCACCAGGGGUUAAUUGAGGCUGCUGUCAGGAUGCUGGCAUCCCAGGUGUUGAGGAGGACGGCGCCGGCGCCGCGGCUCCUCCUCCGGCUCUUUAGGUCCCAGUCGCUCCGGAGUCUUGGGGGUGUCUCCAGCCGGCGCAUAAUCACCGGACACUGCGGGGAGCCUCAGCGGCUGAGAGCGGCCGUCGGGGGGCGCCCUUUAACAUUGUCAGCUUUGCUCCCCGAACGCGGGGCACCCUCCGCGCGGCCCCUGGGUGGACGCUCCGAGACCCAGUGCCUGGCUGCCGCCACGUGGGGACGCCUUCCUACCCCCGAAGAAACACUCACAGGACAGGACAGCCCGAAUGGGGUCCCUUACAGAUCUGCAGUGGGCUUGUGGGCCCUGGCCAUGGCGCUGGUGGUUGAUUGCUACACCAAGUCUCCGACCGGCAAGGAUGCAGCCCUGAUGGAAGCAGCCCGAGCCAACAAUGUACAAGAAGUUACCAGACUGUUGUCAGAAGGUGCAGAUGUCAAUGCAAGGCACAAACUUGGCUGGACAGCACUGAUGGUGGCAGCCAUCAGCCGUAAUGACAGUGUGGUACAGGUCCUGCUUGCUGCUGGGGCUGACCCAAACCUUGGGGAUGAGUUCAGCAGUGUCUACAAGACGGCCAAAGAGCAGGGAAUCCAUUCUUUGGAAGAUGGGGGACAGGACGGUGCAAGCUGGCGCAUCACAAAACAGUGGACAAGUGCUCUGGAGUUCAGGAGGUGGCUAGGAGUCCCCGUUGGCGUCUUGGUCACCCGGGAGGAUGAUUUCAACAACCGGCUGAACAACCGUGCCAGUUUCAAGGGUUGCACAGCCCUGCACUAUGCUGUCUUGGCUGAUGACUUCAGCACUGUCAAAGAACUGCUUGAUGGAGGAGCUAACCCGGUGCAGAGGAAUGAAAUGGGACACACUCCUUUGGAUUAUGCCCGAGAAGGGGAGGUAAUGAAGCUUCUGAAGUCUUCUGAGACCAAGUACAUGGAGAAGCAGCGGAAACGUGAGGCUGAGGAGCGGCGCCGCUUCCCCCUGGAACAGCGACUGAAGGAGCACAUCAUUGGCCAAGAGAGUGCCAUCGCCACCGUGGGGGCUGCAAUACGGAGGAAAGAGAAUGGCUGGUACGAUGAAGAACACCCUCUGGUCUUCCUCUUCUUGGGAUCAUCCGGAAUAGGAAAAACAGAACUGGCCAAGCAGACAGCCAAGUAUAUGCACAAAGAUGCCAAAAAGGGCUUCAUCCGGCUGGAUAUGUCUGAGUUCCAGGAGCGACAUGAGGUGGCCAAGUUUAUUGGGUCUCCACCAGGCUACAUUGGCCAUGAGGAGGGUGGCCAGCUGACCAAGAAGUUGAAGCAGUGCCCCAAUGCUGUGGUGCUCUUUGACGAGGUGGACAAGGCCCACCCAGAUGUGCUCACCAUCAUGCUGCAGCUAUUUGAUGAGGGCCGGCUGACAGAUGGGAAAGGGAAGACCAUCGACUGUAAGGACGCCAUCUUCAUCAUGACCUCCAACGUAGCCAGUGAGGAGAUCGCACAGCACGCGCUACAGCUGAGGCAGGAAGCUUUGGAGAUGAGCCGUAACCGAAUUGCUGAAAACCUUGGGGACGUCCAGAUGAGUGACAAGAUCACCAUCUCCAAGAACUUCAAGGAGAAUGUGAUUCGCCCCAUCCUAAAAGCUCACUUCCGGAGGGAUGAGUUUCUAGGGAGGAUCAAUGAGAUCGUCUAUUUCCUCCCCUUCUGCCACUCGGAACUCAUCCAGCUAGUCAACAAGGAACUGAACUUCUGGGCCAAGAGAGCCAAGCAAAGGCACAACAUCACAUUGCUGUGGGACCGCGAGGUGGCAGACGUGUUGGUUGAUGGCUACAAUGUACACUACGGAGCCCGCUCCAUCAAGCAUGAGGUAGAGCGCCGCGUGGUCAACCAGCUGGCAGCGGCCUAUGAGCAGGACCUGCUGCCGGGGGGCUGCACCCUGCGCAUCACCGUGGAGGACUCGGACAAGCAGCUACUCAAGAGCCCGGAAAUGCCCUCACCCCAGGCCGAGAAGCGUCUACCCAAGCUGCGGCUGGAGAUCAUCGAUAAGGACAGCAAGACCCGCAAACUAGACAUCCGGGCACCGCUCCACCCUGAGAAGGUGUGCUACACCAUCUAGCUUCCACCUGCCCGUGUGUGCCUGAACACCCAAUAAAGCCCCCUCGCUGUGGCAUGGCAACCGA
Messenger RNA from Perognathus longimembris pacificus (Pacific pocket mouse), 2249 nucleotides. RefSeq names its product caseinolytic mitochondrial matrix peptidase chaperone subunit B (gene Clpb). The coding region runs from base 62 to 2185 and encodes 707 amino acids. Gene Ontology annotation, cellular component: cytoplasm; mitochondrion. NCBI's taxonomy places the organism in Eukaryota, Metazoa, Chordata, Mammalia, Rodentia, Heteromyidae. The record is from RefSeq and is a predicted model, not a curated record. Gene Ontology annotation, molecular function: ATP hydrolysis activity; protein binding; ATP binding. The transcript has 17 exons. Gene Ontology annotation, biological process: cellular response to heat.